AGUCAAAAUACAGAACAUAACCUCACUUCGCUACCUUUGAAAACUUGGGGCUGUUGUGAAUAAAAUGUGAAAUAAGUUUGUUCACUGUUGUGUAGCUUCACUGGCUUCCGAAUGUGAGAGUUUGCAACAUAAGGGAUUUAAUACUCAAUUUCAUUCGUUUCUACGCAAGGUUUUUAACGAAUUGUCAAUUAGAAAUUAUUGAAAAAAAUUGUCAAUUGUGUAUGAAACAAAGCUUCCACAACAAGAAAUGGAAUCCGAAGGUUCGGAAGAUAAACUUCCCUUGCUUGAACAAUUGCGACAACGGAUAUCAAAGGCACUUGAUGUGGAACAUUACCCGUUUCAUAAAAGAGGAAAAACUUGUUUUGAAAAUACUCCAGUUACUUCAGAAACGAAUCCACAGGACACUGAAGGUGAUUUUAGUGAGGAUUCAAAAGACAUUAUUGCGCCUAUUUUGACCGAAACUGAUCCACUAGCAGAACCUACGGAAAAAUCAAAUGAAUGUCGUCCCCUAAUCUUAAACGAGGAAAUAAAACUCGAGGUUGACGAGGUACCCUUUCUUGAUGAAGAAGCAAAGAACUUCCUUAAAAAAAAUGUAAAAAAAGAUCAUGCCUAUGCACGAAUUGAUAUUCCAGAAAACUCAACAGGCUAUAGAAAGUUGUACAUGCUUGAAAAACAAAAAUUAAGUGCUGCCAAGAAAAAACUAAGUGCCUUAAAUAAGGCAUUUUUGCGUCAGAAAUCCAGGAGGAUGAUGGUUAAGAAACUUCUUAGAGAAAUGAAAAGGAAGACAUACUCCAAAAUUAGCCAACUUUUGAAGGAUUCAGGGGGUUCUUUCAAAAAUGGCAAACCCAAAAAAAUACUUAUAGUAAUAUGAAAAGUAACGUUCAAUAAAUGAGUUAAGUUUUUUAA
Tribolium castaneum (red flour beetle) is the source of this 906-nucleotide messenger RNA. RefSeq lists its product as uncharacterized. The transcript is spliced from 7 exons. The record is from RefSeq and is a predicted model, not a curated record. Bases 248 to 871 code for a protein of 207 amino acids. NCBI's taxonomy places the organism in Eukaryota, Metazoa, Arthropoda, Insecta, Coleoptera, Tenebrionidae.